This is a messenger RNA of Pipra filicauda (Wire-tailed manakin), 2395 nucleotides long. RefSeq names its product tRNA methyltransferase 10B (gene TRMT10B). NCBI's taxonomy places the organism in Eukaryota, Metazoa, Chordata, Aves, Passeriformes, Pipridae. The transcript is spliced from 7 exons. Gene Ontology annotation, molecular function: tRNA binding. The coding region runs from base 812 to 1933 and encodes 373 amino acids. Gene Ontology annotation, biological process: tRNA N1-guanine methylation. Gene Ontology annotation, cellular component: nucleus; nucleoplasm. The record is from RefSeq and is a predicted model, not a curated record.
UCGCUCUGACCCGGGACCCCCCUGAGCGGGAGCCCGUGACUCGGAUCUCUCUGACCCGGGACCUCGGGACCCCCCUGAUCGGGACCCCCUGACCCGGAGCCCCCCUGGGCUGAGGGUUCCCGGUUCGGGGGCUCCCUCUGGCCCUGAGCUCCUCAGAAUUUGAGUCCAACUUUGCAGUUGGGCAGUUAUGAUCCAGCCGUUGCGUUGUCAGCGUUGUACAAGGCUGAACCCUCUGUUUUGAGGCAGACUGAUCACACACGGGUGUUGAGCUGUCGCUGGGCAGUGCUGCCCCUGUCCAGGGCUUCUCAGCCUCCCCUGCCCUGACAGCGAGGCGGGCACGGCCGGGACAGCUGAUCCCGGCUGCGUCAGCUUUUAUUUAUGUCUCCCCUUUGCCUUACCCCAGUUCACACGCUGACAGUGAUGCCAUGGGGUGUGGGGGACAGUUUUCCAGGGGGUUACAGCCGUCUGGGGGUGUUGCUGCUCGGGACCAGGCAUCGGGCGGUUGGUGCUGAGCAACUGCCUCUGCAGUGGUUUAUGCCCGUGCCCGUUCUCAUGGCGGCGAGAAAACACCAAAACAGCGCACGCUGGGAACCCCCUGAGCCGGGAGGGGACCGUGCACGAACUCCAGUGCCGCUGCGAGCGGGGCCCCCAGCACGGACUGGCACCGGGCCCGGCGGGAGAGCGGGCACCGGGGGAACCCUCGGCUCUGCCGGGUCCCUUCUGCUCCGGGGCCGCCGCUGCUCCCGCGGGGGGACGGACGGACCCGCCCGGGACCCACCCCCGGCCCCGGAGCGGACCCGCCCUCUCCGCGAUGGCGGCCGGCGGCGGGGCCGUCGGGGCGGCUGGGGCUGAGACCGACCCGGCGGACACCGACCCGGCGGGGGAGAUGGAUCCGCCGAAGAUGGACCCGGCGGGGGAGAUGGACCCGGCGGGGGAGAUGGACCCGGCGGUGGCGGCCGAGGCGCUGCGGCUGCUGCAGAUCGAGCCCUCGGCCGCGGGGCCGCGCUCGGGGGGCGCGGAGGGGCCGCUCUCGAGGAACGCGCUGCGGAAGCGCCGGCGCUGGGAGCGGGUCGUCGCCGCCCGGCGCGGGAAGCGGCGGCAGGAGCGGCAGCGCCGGCGGGCCCGGCGGGCCCCGGGGCGCGGGGACGGCGCGGGGGCGGCGCUCGGCAGCGGCCCCGCCGGGCCCGCGCAGCCCCCGCUCCCCCGCGGGAGGGUCCCGGCCGCCCUGGCCCGGGAGCGGCUGCUGCAAGCGCGGGCGGCGGGGCCGCGGCUCUGCGUGGACCUCGGUGUGGCCGGCGGCAUGACCGAGAAGGAGAGCGGCCGCCUGGCCUCGCAGAUCCGCCGGCUGUACGGGGCGAACCGCCGCGCCGCCCGCCCCUUCUGGCUGUGCCUGACCGAGUUCGCGGCAGGGACGCCGAUCUACGAGCAGUGCCUCCGCAUGAACGACGGCUUCACACGGUACCUGAUGGAUACAACUCCAGAGAGUUACCUGGACCUAUUUCCUUUGGAUGCCAUUGUUUAUCUCACUCCUGACUCUGAAAAUGUCCUUGAAGACAUCGAUCCAGAUAAGGUGUACGUGCUGGGAGGGCUGGUGGACGAGAGCAUUCACAAGCAGCUGACCCUGCAGAGGGCACGGGAGCAGUGCCUGCAGACAGCCCGACUCCCCAUCCGUGAGUACAUGGUGAAAGCCCCCAACUCCAGGAACUACCACUCAGAGACACUGGCCAUCAACCAGGUCUUUGACAUCCUGUGCACCUACUACGAGAUGCGGAGCUGGCCAGUGGCCCUGAAGGCUGGAGUCUCUUCUGGAAAAGGCUUCGUGCUACGGGAGGGAGUGGAACAGGUGGAAACAGCCCAGCACAGCACCGCCCAAGGAAAAAAGGAAAUUUUAUUUUGUGGUGAAGAGCUGCACAGGCAGGAGGCACCAGCGUGACUGGGCACAGGGAGCACAGUCGCUUGUCAGAGCAAGGGACCUUUUCAGAGCAACACCUUCUACCUCAGCAGUGCCAGACAACCCCCAUCCCCCUGGGCAAGGAACAAGAGCUGGUGGAGCCUGGGAUCAGUGAAAACUGACGUGAAUUCAGUUUUGCUUCCUUGCAGCUGUUUGUUUUUGACUCCUGCACCUACACUUGUUCUGGGACAGGGAGGAGAGCUUUGAUGUGUUUCCUUCAUUUUAGUUAAACAGUGAGUAAGGUGAAGUUAGGAUUGCAAAGCUUAUGAGAGAGGAAAAUCCCUUCCCAUGGGACAGGACAGUGCUGCUCCCACAGGAGAAUGCAGGAUGGGAGGCAAGGGCACCAUGUCCCAACAACUUAAACCCACUUGAAGACUUGGUGAGUUGUUGAAGCCUGUAGCUAGUUCUAUGCAUCUAAUCUAAAAUAAAACGUUUAGAUCCCCA